UUAGUCCGUGGUUAACCUAAAAUGAUAAAAUCCAAACAUCGAAGUGGUCUCUAAUUUCUUUAUUGAUAGUAAAUAACUUUUACAGUAAAAAUACAAAAUGCAGUUACUCCGUGUUCACAGAACAUUUCCUAAACUUAAAAAGGUUAUUACGCGGCGGUAUAGUCAAGCUCUCCAACUUGAAGAGAAUGAAUACACAGAUGCUCCUGUGUAUCCCCCAAUAAUAGACACGAGUUUAGAAGCAAGAAAAUUACGCAUAAGACAAACAUUGCAUAAAAAAAUACAAGAAAUAAAUACCGUCGAAGAAAAACAGAUAGCUUUGAACAUGCCGAGAUUUUACGGGUGGCAAAGUAUUGUACUAAACGACAAUAAAGUACCAUUCAAUGCUAUGCCACUGGUUCAGCACUAUACAAGAACACAUUUCCAGAGUAUAGAUAAACUACCUGAAAUAUAUGCUAAAUCAAGUCCUAUCGCAGAUACUAUUGUACAAGAGAUAAAGUCUUGCAUAGAAGAAUGUAUAGCGACUGAAAACGAAGGUGUUGAACGUAACAUUGUUACAUCAUUGGAUAAACCUGAGAAACAGCAAAUCUCUGAUGCACACACAAAAAACAUUGUGAAACAAAUCAACAGAAUUAUAUUAAACAAUUUGACAGAUAAAGUUUCACAUAUUUUAUCUUCUCAGGUUGAUUAUGAUCCCCGUCAUGAAGCAUUUUGGUUUAUUGGUAGUGUUGAUCUACCAUGGGAUGUGCGUAAAUGGAGAAAAAAGCAGAAAUGGUAUAAAGGGAGAUUGGAUCAACCUCUUGAUCGGCCGGUGCAGUAUAUAGGUUCACCAAUACUUACUAUAAGAAAUCAUCUGCCUUUGAAACCAAUAAUAGACCAUAGCGAAGCGGAAAAUCCAGAUUUUAAGGUUCCCAAGUUUUCUCACAUUCCAGAGAGUGUUGGAUACUUUUCUGAAUUCAGACAUGGAACUAAUAUUCCAGGGUUCUGGCCAGGUGAUUUUGAUGAAUUUGGUCUAAUGUCUUUUCACGGUCGAGGGCAUAUUCUUGACAGGAGUGAAUCAUUUGGGCCAGAAGACAAUUUGGAGGCAUUGCAUUGUCAAGCUAUCAAAGCUAGCUUUGGAUGGUUGUUAGCACAAGCUAGCUAUCAGGGUUUUACAACAUUCAAUGACUUAACCUAUCCACUGGUCACGCAAACUGUACUGACAGAUGGACAUUUAGUGUCUUUUUAUGCUUAUCAAUUAAAUACUAUUGUUAUGCAUAAUGAUGAAGUUGACAGUAAUCCAAAACAUAAUGUUUGUUUUGGAACAAAACCUCUAGAGCUAUAUGAAACUAUUGAAAAUGGAAAAGUUAAAGGCCUAAAUGAAGAUGUACUAAAAAUGUUAGUGCAAUUUUACUUAAAUGCCCCAGAAGAACGAGAUCAUGCAAUGAAACCUUAUCUUGGCAAGGAAGAACAGAUUAUAGCGGAUAUAGAAGAUGAUAACAGACGCUGCUGGUUGGAAUCUAGAUACAAACAUUUAGUUGCAAAUCGACCAAAGCAUUUCUUGUUACCUGAACUUUAUGAUUGGGAAAAGAUAUACAAAAUAAAAUUCAAUACUAGAUUCUUUGAAGCUAGGAGAAGGCCGUUUGAGUUUGAUAUCAAUCCAUUUAAAAGAAGAUUAGAUGACCAUUUACCACCAUACAUACCUAAAGUUCUCAGACCAUAUCCAAAAUCCAGAAAGAAGUUUGAAACAACUUACUAUCCUAAUGUGUAAAGUAUUAACUUGUUUUAUUUAGUAUGUAGAUUUCCUAUAGAAUAAAUUGGUUUAGUUGUA
Pararge aegeria (speckled wood butterfly) is the source of this 1807-nucleotide messenger RNA. RefSeq names its product 28S ribosomal protein S30, mitochondrial (gene mRpS30). The coding region runs from base 98 to 1747 and encodes 549 amino acids. Gene Ontology annotation, cellular component: mitochondrion; ribosome; mitochondrial large ribosomal subunit. Gene Ontology annotation, molecular function: structural constituent of ribosome. NCBI's taxonomy places the organism in Eukaryota, Metazoa, Arthropoda, Insecta, Lepidoptera, Nymphalidae. The transcript is spliced from 5 exons. The record is from RefSeq and is a predicted model, not a curated record. Gene Ontology annotation, biological process: translation.